Molecule: messenger RNA, 2703 nt
Organism: Sesamum indicum (sesame)
Lineage: Eukaryota; Viridiplantae; Streptophyta; Magnoliopsida; Lamiales; Pedaliaceae
Biological process (GO): regulation of transcription by RNA polymerase II
Cellular component (GO): NuA4 histone acetyltransferase complex
Source: RefSeq, a predicted model, not a curated record
GAAAAGCUCUCGCGCCCAUUUUCACUCGCAACAGGAUUUGGGUCGGGUCACGCUAAUCGGGUCUGGUGCUAUCUGUUCCCCCAUUAUCAUCCAAUGCUUCCAUUUCUGCAAUUAAACAAACCUAAUAACACAAUUUCUCUCUGAAUUUCCACCAAGCUAUUAAUUUUGGGCGGAGGCUCUCGCAAUCAGGUGUUCUUGCUUUUUGCUGUUUUUACGUGUGGUAUUUUUAGUGCAAGGAAGCGGCAGCCACGUGGUAUGGUGGCAUCCAGAUUAAAAAGAGUUGUUGAGUAGACUGGGAGAUGAGUUGAUGCUAUGAGUAGGCUCUCAUUUAGGCCUCGGCCCCUUGACUUCAACAAAAAACUCCCAAUUAUAAAAUCUAUUAAAGACUUCGAGGAUGAUGAGGUCCCUACCUCCACUCGUAAUUCUCAGAUACUCCGUCUUGCUGCGGAGGCUGAUAAUGAGGUGCAACAAGUACCAGGCAGGAAAACUGCUUCAGAAAUACCGACUCCCGAGUUUGUGGUUGUGGAUACAUAUGAAAGGGACUAUUCUCGUACCUUCAUCCAACCGACAUCUUACCUGCGCGCCAGGGGUGCUCGAGCCGAAAUUGGAGAAUUUGUUGAAUAUGAUCUUGAUAAUGAGGAUGAGGAUUGGCUUCAAGACUUCAACAAAGAAAGAAAAACUCUUGUUGCUGAAAAAUUAGAGACAAUUAUUUUCAAGUUGGAGGUUUUAGAUCAUAAGGCUCGUGAAAGAGCAGGAGUUAUUACCCCAACACUUGGCUCUCCUAUUCCAGUGCUUUUAACCUUUGAUGCUGCUGUUGAGGCAUUACAAGCUCUUUCCAUCAAAUAUGGAGUUUUCCAAUGUAUUUAUAAUUACUGGAAGGGAAAGCGUGAACGAUGGCAGAAACCCAUUCUUCGGCGUUUGCAGCCGCCACCACCAGUUAAUGACACCAAUCCGUACAAUGUAUUCAGGCCAAGGGAGAAAGCUCACAGGCUUCACACUAGAAGGAUGCAAAGGAGGGAAAAUAAUGUGCAAUCAUUUGAAAAGCUUCGUCAGGUCAGGCGCAACCUUGAUCAGGCAAAGACCAUCCUGGAUGCUUUGAUCAAGAGAGAAGAGAAAAAACGAGAACUCGUGGAAAGUGAGGUCACCCUCCAAAGAAUUCAAAUGAAGUACAAGCAUGAAACUGAGCUUCUUGAGGAUUCUUUGGCCUUACCUGGAUUGCCAUCCUUCCCGAGCAAGGUGGGUUCAAGUGAAGAGGAGUUCUUUGAUUCUGAUGAUGUAGCAAACAGCCGUCCAAACAGUCGACUAGUUGUGGUGCAAAAUCCUCCUUUCACAGAAUCAAAGCUGGUGAUGGUUCCUGCAGGGAAUGCACGGCGAGAGGCCAGAAGGCGUGUUCCUCAUAGUUGGCUUCAUAAACUGGAUCCUACAGAGCCGGCUAUGCUGUUCGCAAAGCCAUUACUUCCAGAUAAAUUAGCUGCUGCAGGGAUCGUACCUCCAUCGGAUCCUUCAACACCCAACAGCACGUCUGCUCGCUCAUUAAACUUUCAUGGAAGGAUUGGGCGAGGAGGCAGAAUAGUGUUUGAUAGGUGGAAUCCCCUAAUGCAUACCCCAGUGGAUGGUGGUGACACUUUAUAUGUACCACCUAAACCUCGCCAUUUAGCACAUAACUGAUCCAUGACAAAUGAUCUCUAAGCAUGUCCAGAUUGAAUUCCUGUCUCAUUCGAAAGUCGUCUCCUUUCAGUUGGAAUUAGGUCCAAAAAAUUUCAGGAUGGUGUAUACCAGGACGACUAAGACAUUGAAACUGACACGAGAUUGGUGCAGGCAAAAGCUGAAAUUAGAGUACCCCCAAAUGCUUUACUCAAUCUCUUGUAUGAUUGUGUUUACUUGGACAGGAAGAAGAGCUCUGUGUUUUAGGUUGAGAGUAUGAGCAUGGAGUGCAACCGUUGAGCAUUUGUUUAUCUAAGUUAUGCUUAUUUAAGUUGAAAGGGCAAAGUUAGCAGCUAGCGUCAAUGUAUGCUUGUAUCUGUAAAUGAAAAGUGAAAUGACCAUCUACUCUCCUGCUAUAAAAGAGAGUUACAAAAGAUUAUUACUCCUGUGAAAUCACUAGCUUUCAGAUUUUUGCUCAUGAAUGAUACGGGAGUUCCUUGAUUCUCUUUUGAUGUGGUCAAUGAGUGGGGGAAGAAAGCAAGCCUCAUGCAAAGAUGAAGAUUGAGGAAAGAAGAAACGAGCCAAGCCAGUAAAGGAUGUCUCUAAACCUCUAUUCUGGUAACAUGUUGGGGCCAUGGACGGGGCUUAUCUUUUUUCCGAUAAAUAGUUUAGCAUUUUCAGUAUAACUUGUUAGGUUCGAUCUCAUUACUUAGCACUCUGCCUCGUCCAAGGUUCCUAUUACCUGGUUUGCUUUCAGCAUUUGUGUCAGGAAAAAAAAUGGGAUCCUGGGGAUGAAAUGCCAUCGCCACCCAGUAUUUGCUCUUGGUUGAAUUUGCGGGAGUAGAACUGUUCAAUUUUCCUGAAGUCAAUCUAAACUAGCUAGAGGACAUGCCUGUGAGUUGUUAGAUUUUUAUGUCCCAUCGCAGCAGUUGCAGAAGCGUCUUACAUAUCUCAAUUUGGACAACCUCCGAAAGUUGGUUGUUUUACAUGUUGAUGUCAAUGCCAUGCACUCGCCUGUAUUCAUACUUUGAUUAAAAAUUGUCAUUGCUUUCCAUUUUA